AUGGGAUUUGAUGAUGAUUCGAGGAUUCGAAGAAAUCGAACUGCUUUUAGUGACAAGCAAUUAGAAAGGUUUGGUUUUUUUAACUUGGAAGUUAGCCUAACUAUAGUUAUCAUAACUUAUUAGUUGUCAUAACUUAAGUUACCCUAACUUAUCCUUAACUUAAAGUUAUCCUAAUUUAUCCUUUUUGCAGAUUAGAAUCAACAUUUCAAAAAUGUCAAUAUCCAGACAUGAUACAACGCGAAAAAUUGAGCAAAAUUAUCGAUUUACCAGAAGCCAGGAUUCAAGUAUGGUUCAAAAAUCGGAGAGCAAAACAGCGGAAAAGGCAGAGAAAUGAGAAAUCGGAGAGUCCUCCGAAGUUUAAUGAGGAUGAGAAUCGGGAAGAGGAAGAUCGGAAUCGGGAGAAAAUGAUGAGAAAAGAUGCGGCGACUAUUAUAAGUGAGUCUUGAAAGUGCGCCCUAUUGAUAACACCGCGUUUGUUGCCGAAAUUUGAAUUUUUUUAUUUUUGAGAAACCAAAAAUAGCCCUUUUACUAUCAGAAAAUCCCAAAUUUUCGUGUCAAAACGCCAAAAUUCAUGAAAAAUAACCGGGUCUGACCGAAAACCAAGAAUUUUGGACGAAAAUAAGCAAGCGCGCCCUAUUGAUAACACCGCGUUUGUAGGAAAAAUUUGAAUUUUUUUUUCUGAGUAACCAAAAAUAGCCUUUUUACUAUGAAAAAUCCCAAAAUUCAUGAAAAAUAGUAGAAAAUCAUUCAUUUUGACCUAAAAUUCGUAAUUUCCGAUGAAAAAUAACCGGGCCUGUCCGAAAACCACAAAUUUUAGACGAAAAUAAGCAAGUGCGCCCCAUUGAUAACAUCGCGUUUUUUGGCAAAAAUUUGAAUUUUCUUUUUUUUUUCUUGAGAAACCAAAAUUAGCAAUUUCCAGCCUGGACACCUGGUGCCUCUCUUCAAUGCGUAAUGCCAGACCCGAAAAUCUGCGCAAGCCCAUUUGUACAAUACUAUCAGGUAACUAACUCAUUUUUCUCUCAUUUCCCCGAAAUCCUUAUGUUUUUGCAGAUUCCUCAAUUCGUGCGUCUCGAAAAUUGCCAAAAAUCUUCCUAA
Caenorhabditis angaria is the source of this 1095-nucleotide messenger RNA. The record is from the annotation of a GenBank genome assembly. NCBI's taxonomy places the organism in Eukaryota, Metazoa, Nematoda, Chromadorea, Rhabditida, Rhabditidae.